Molecule: messenger RNA, 1857 nt
Organism: Archocentrus centrarchus (flier cichlid)
Lineage: Eukaryota; Metazoa; Chordata; Actinopteri; Cichliformes; Cichlidae
Gene: fgf10b
Product: fibroblast growth factor 10b
Exons: 4
Coding region: 555-1310 (251 amino acids)
Molecular function (GO): growth factor activity
Source: RefSeq, a predicted model, not a curated record
CCUUCAGGUGAGGAAUUCUCAAAUAAAGGAGAAGAGGUGAACAGUUCUGACUCAGUCCAGCCAAAAAGACCUCCCUGGACCGUUACCUCGAUGCUGUAUGAAGGUGGAGUCAUUCUGGGUGGAGAGAGAGAGAGGGAGAGAGAGAGAGAGAAAUGAGGAGAGAGCGAGAGGAGCUGGGCACCCAAAGAGGACAGAUAUGCGUCCGGAUUGACCAACGUUCCUAUUUAAGUCUUGAAUCCUGUUUUUCGUCCUCAGUAAAAUCUGGAAAUGCUUUCCUGCACAUGUGGAGUUUAGCAGCUUUGAAACAGCAGUGGAAGAGACCUCAGUGGAAUACCAGCUUGAAAAACAGAGACUUGCUGAUAUUACAUCAUCAAAAAUCAUUCAGAAGGACAUAUAGGCAUUUUAUACCUGUGCUGAACAGUGUGGACUCUGCUGGGACACCUUCACCCUGGUCAGUGGAGGGCUUCCCUCCCUGCCUUCUUAGGCUAUCUUCGCCCCCAGCAGCAUGUCCCAGGCUCUGAGGCUGCCUCUAGUCUUCCUCACAGCACACUACCAUGAUCAGAUGGGCUGCUGGAGGGAGUAAGGCUGCCUCUGCCUCGUCCUGCUCCAGGGCUGGGUUAGGGGCUUGUUUAAGCUCUGGGGCAACCUUCAGAUUAAGGUCAUCAGCACUGCUUAUCUCCCCGACUUUUCCUGUACUAGUCACCCUGUUGGUUUUUUUAUUAUCCCUACAUGAGGCUGCCUGCCUUCAGCUCCACCGUGACACAGAGAGGCUUUCCAGCCCACGGACUCUCAGGGCUCCACUGAACAUUUCUGAAGCAGAGCUGAUCUCCAGACCCAGGGCCAAUAGGGGCCCUGUGGGUCGAACUGGAGGAGCACAGGGGAGGCAUGUGCGCAGCUACAAUCAUCUACUGGGAGACAUACGAAGGAGAAAGCUGUUCUCUUUCCAGAAGUUUUUCCUGAGGAUCGAUAAGAAUGGAAAAGUCAAUGGAACCAAAAUCAAGGACGACCCCUUCAGUAUUCUGGAAAUCACAUCAGUGGACGUGGGAGUGGUGGCCAUCAAAGGGCUAAACAGCAACUACUAUCUGGCUAUCAGCAGGAAGGGAGAACUGUACGGCGCGAGAGAGUUUGGUGUCGACUGCACCCUGAAGGAGCGGAUUGAGGAGAACGGCUACAACACGUAUGCAUCAGCCAAGUGGAAGCACGGGAAGCGGCAGAUGUUUGUGGGUCUGAAUGGCCAGGGGAAGCCGAUGAGAGGAAAGAAAACCCGAAGGAAGAACACAGCCACACAUUUUCUUCCAAUUGUAGUGUGAAUUGGUACACUCGACCAGAGAGGGACAAUAUGAAGCUCUGAAAAUGGGAGGUUUUCAACACUGAAAAAUGAGAAAUCUCUCAUUUGAGGCCUAACACUGUCAUGCAUACAAGUGGUCCCUGCUCCUGACUUUAAGUGAGACCAUGUAUUUCAUUUUCUGGGAGAUGGUGUUACCUGUGUUUUCACUGGCACAGAUGCAAUGCUUAUUCCUUUUUUCUUUUUUUUUUUUCUGUGCCAAACAGUUUGCAGCUGGACUAAAUGUGUGUGAUGUGGACACAACUGAAGCUACUGUUUAAGUAAAUAAACUGUAGUAGAUGCAGAAGUAUCUCAAGAUGUUAUUUAUAUCCAUAUUUCUCCUGUGAGACACAUAAAUGUAAGGUUCAGAAAAUGCAUAAUAACAUGUGGGAAACAAUCAGUGAGUCAGUUUAUCGUGGCAGCAUUAAAUAAUAAAAGAUAGAACGCAUUUAAAGCAAAUGUUCAAUACUUAACCACUGUGUUUUGCUUGAAUUGUAAUGAUUUAUUUAUUUUGUGAAAUAUUUAACUGGAGG